CACUCCACUCCAUCUCCCACACUCCACAGUGUCAAAUUCUCACGGCUUAGUUUUAGCUCCAAUGACUGUGAAGGUUUUCGUAGUAAACAACUUCCCUCUUCAUUUCAUGUCCGAGUUUUUAUUAUCUAUUAAUGAAUUUCGACGAAUUUCUCGUUCUUGAUUUUAUUUUACCAAAACCCUUUUCUUCUCUGGAAGUGAAUCCUCUUCAUUGUUACAGAAAUUACAGAGCUUUUUUGGUUGGAAGGUUGCAGUCAAACACAAACCCUAGAAAACGACACCAAAUCCGUGAACAAUCUCUGUCUUUCUUAUAUUUUUGUUUCUUUUCGUUUACAAUAUAUUAACGUAUAAUUCUGUCUACAAUUCUUUACCUUUACUCGAACUCACGGAUUUGGUUAAAUUGUAAUUUUUGUUUCUAUUUGGAUUUCUAUCUGAGAGCCAAACUCUAACCGAUUCUUUAUUUUUAUUUAUUUUUGUCUAUAAAUAAAGCUCAAAUUUCUUCUAAACAUUCUCACUUGCACACACCCAGAAAAAUGGAGAAUUAUUUUAAUUCUUUCAAGUUGUUCUUGAUUUUAAUAUCAAUGUUUUCUUGUACUGUUUUUGUUGUUGGAAAAGAAUGUACAAAUGUUCCUACUCAACUAUCUUCACAUACUUUGAGAUAUCAGCUAUUAUCUUCAAAGAAUGAAUCAUGGAGAGAAGAAAUGUUUUCUCAUUAUCAUUUAACACCAACUGAUGAUUCUGCAUGGUCUAAUUUAUUUCCUAGAAAAAUUCUAAAAGAAGAAGAAAAAAUGAAUUGGGAAAUGAUGUAUAGGAGUUUGAAAGGUCCUGAUGGUUUUAAGAAGGGAAACAAUUUCCUCAAAGAAGUUUCAUUACAUGAUGUGAGAUUGAACUCACAUUCGUUUCAUUUUCGAGCGCAACAAACGAAUUUAGAGUAUUUGUUGAUGUUGGAUGUGGAUAGUUUGGUAUGGAGUUUUAGGAAAACUGCAAACUUGUCUACUCCUGGAAAACCGUAUGGAGGAUGGGAGGAUCCAACUGUUGAACUUCGAGGUCAUUUUGUUGGGCAUUACUUAAGCGCUUCUGCGCAAAUGUGGGCUAGUACUCACAACGAUACCCUCCAUGAGAAAAUGUCUGUUGUGGUAUCUGCACUGGAAGAUUGUCAGAAAGAGAUGGGCACGGGGUAUCUCUCUGCAUUUCCAUCUGAGUUAUUUGAUCGAUUUGAAUCGAUAAAGCCCGUGUGGGCACCAUAUUACACCAUUCACAAGAUCUUGGCUGGACUUUUGGAUCAAUAUACAUUGGCCAACAACAACGAAGCAUUGAGAAUGAUGAUUUGGAUGGUUGAGUAUUUCAGCAACAGAGUGCAGAACGUUAUAGCGAAGUACAGUAUUGAAAGGCACUGGAAAUCACUCAAUGAGGAAACUGGUGGCAUGAAUGAUGUCCUUUAUAACCUCUACAGUAUCACGGGAGAUCAGAAGCAUUUAGUAUUAGCGCACCUCUUUGACAAACCAUGUUUUCUAGGUUUGCUCGCAGUGCAGGCUGAUAGCCUUUCUGGUUUCCAUGCCAAUACACAUAUCCCUAUUGUCAUUGGAGCUCAGAUGCGAUAUGAGGUUACUGGUGAUCCACUUUAUAAGGCUAUUGGAACAUAUUUUAUGGAAGUUGUUAAUUCCUCUCAUACCUAUGCAACAGGAGGAACGUCAGUGGAUGAGUUUUGGUCUGACCCAAAACGCUUGGCAAGCAGUCUAAAGAGAGAGAACGAAGAAUCGUGUACUACAUACAACAUGCUAAAGGUCUCUCGCAAUUUAUUCAGAUGGACCAAAGAAGUGGCAUAUGCAGAUUAUUAUGAGCGAGCCCUAACAAAUGGGGUGCUCAGUAUUCAGAGAGGAACCGACCCUGGAGUUAUGAUCUACAUGCUUCCCCUUGGUCAUGGGGAAUCCAAAGCCCGAAGCUAUCAUGGCUGGGGAACGAAGUUCCAAUCAUUCUGGUGUUGUUAUGGAACAGGAAUAGAAUCUUUCUCAAAAUUAGGAGAUUCUAUUUACUUUGAAGAGGAGGGAGAUAUUCCUGGUCUUUAUGUUAUACAGUACGUAGCAAGCUCACUCAAAUGGAAAUCUGGAGGGUUUGUGCUGAAUCAAAAAGUAGAACCCGUUGCUUCAUGGGAUCCUUAUCUUAAAGUGACAUUCACAUUCUCUGCUAUCGAGCAGAAGGCUGGUCUGUUAUCAACUUUGAACCUGCGCUUACCAUCUUGGACGUAUUCAAAAGGCUUAAAGGCAACAUUGAACACCGAUGAUUUGCCUUUACCAGCUCUAGGGAAUUUUCUAUCAAUCAGUAGAAAAUGGGGGCCUGAUGAUAAACUAAUUCUUCAAAUGCCGAUGGGUCUUAGAACAGAGGCAGUGCAAGAUGACCGACCAGAAUAUGCUUCUGUACAGGCAAUUCUUUAUGGCCCAUACCUCCUUGCUGGUCUCACAAGUGGUGACUGGGAAAUCAAGAGAGGAAGAAGGAACUCUCUUUCUGAUUGGAUAACUCCAGUUCCCAGUACCUACAGUUCUCAACUGGUCUCUGUUUCUCAAGCUUCCGAAGGAAAAGAAUUCGUUCUUACAAAUUCGAAUAACUCACUUACAAUGGAGAAACUGCCAGAAUCAGGAACAGAUUUAUCCCUGCAUGCUACUUUCAGACUCAUCUCCAAGGAAGUGAACUCCUCUCAUUUAUCAUCAUUCACUGAUUACAUUGGAAAAUCUGUAAUGUUAGAACCAAUUGAUCUUCCAGGAAUGCUAGUUGUGCACAAUGGACCAGAUAACAAUUUAGGCUUGACAAAUGCCGAGGUGGCUUCUGAAGAGGAUAACAAAUCUUCCCUGUUUCGAGUUGUGGAAGGAUUGGAUUUGAAGGACGGAACAGUAUCUUUAGAAUCUGAGCGUCAGAAAGGAUGUUUUAUAUUCAGUGGUGCGACUCUUGGUGAAGGUACGAAGGUUCAGCUAAAAUGUGAAUCGGCUUCAAAGGAUUCGAAUUUCAUUGAGGCGGCGAGUUUUUCAUUCAGAGAAGGUUUUGGUGAAUAUCACCCUAUCAGUUUCAUCGCGAAAGGUGCGAAUAGGAAUUUCUUGAUGAUGCCAUUGUUGAGCUUAAGAGAUGAAGCGUACAGUGUGUAUUUCAACUUUCGUUGUUGUAUUUAGAUUUAUGUUAAUCUGGAGGGUCUUGAAUCCCUGGUUUGUAGUCUUUACCGUUCAAAGUUGGUAAAAUAAGCCUUUUGUCGUUC
Papaver somniferum (opium poppy) is the source of this 3238-nucleotide messenger RNA. RefSeq lists its product as uncharacterized. Gene Ontology annotation, biological process: L-arabinose metabolic process. Gene Ontology annotation, molecular function: alpha-L-arabinofuranosidase activity. Bases 531 to 3155 code for a protein of 874 amino acids. The record is from RefSeq and is a predicted model, not a curated record. The transcript is spliced from 12 exons. NCBI's taxonomy places the organism in Eukaryota, Viridiplantae, Streptophyta, Magnoliopsida, Ranunculales, Papaveraceae.